UCACCUGUCGUGAACAUCAACUGCAUCGCUCGACUUCGCAAAAGCGCACAAAGCCGCAGAAGCGAUACUCUGAAGAACAUAGAUAUUGAUGUCCAUGGAAUCAAUGAAAACAAAAGCAACAAGGCUACAUACUAGCCUCUGCACAACCUGCAAGGCCGGUCUGUAUGUUCGCACAGUGGCAAUAUCCAAAUGCGUCACAAGCUCGCCCCACGUCCCCAGCCAGCUCGAACGACUCGAACUUGAAAGGAAUAUCGCAUCCGAUACCGCCUCUCUCGAUGCGUACGAUAACGCUAUCCUGCAUGUGCGACAAUCUUUGCAACGGCUGCACGCCGAGCGGAAGGUGAUAGAGGACAGCUUAUAUUCCAAGCGCGCUAUGCUCGGACCCAUUCGCCGUCUCCCAAGCGAGAUACUCACCAUGAUCAUCUCCCUCGCCAUUUUCGACGCAUUCUUUUGCCAAGCAGACAGCACGUGUAUCAUUCAGCAUCCCGUGCUGCGGGUGUGCCACCGCUGGCGCGAUCUUGGCAUUGCAGCCGCGCCCCUCUGGUCGACGAUCACACUCUAUCCUCACGCGUACUAUGGCUGGUAUAACGCACUGCGACUUUGUCUCGAGCGCUCGAAGGCACAUCCUCUGAACAUUUUUCUAUCCGGCGAAAGACAGCGACCAAAGGCAACGAAAUCACCACUACCCUAUCUGGCCGUUUUCGACCACAAUGAUAUGAAUGCGAUGCAUGAUCUCGUCGCCUGCUCGCCGCGCUGGAAAUGUGUGCGGUUAGGAGCCCUACAUUUUCCGCACGAGACCAUGAAGCUGGAGACGCCUUUGCCGCUUCCGCAGCUCAGAUCCCUGUACCUCGAGAACGAGACAUGCUUGGCCCAAAGGCCCGCCGAGUUCAUGGCCGGGUUCCCUCAGUUGCCCCACCAUUUGUUCUCCAACGCGCCCGCGCUCAGAUAUGUCCGCAUCGAAAAGCACCGCUUCCAAGAUCUCCGUCUGCCAUGGUCACAGCUGUUACGACUGCACAUCGACCGAGAAGUUGUGAGCGAGCACUUCAGAGAUUGCCUCGCCGCUCUGCGUCAAUGCCAUUCGCUAUGUUCGCUGACGCUGGUUGAUGGGGAAAAGGUCAUCACUGACGCGGACGGACCGGUUGUUCUACCAUCCCUGCGCGAACUGAUCUUGUGCAAGGGCGCGUGGACCUAUCUACCUGCUCUUCGCGCCCCGAAACUUCAAGCUGUCGAGCUUAAGGACAGUAGAUACGACGUCAUCCGGAAUGGGCUGCCAGGGUACGUCGAAGGUCUCAAACGAUUCGUGGCCAGACAAGGCGACGAGGCCUGCUGCCUCUCACGAAUCGAACUCUGCGUGCUCCAAUGCGCCGGCCACUCGUUGGACUGGGAUGAUAUCCUGAGCACGUACAGCGGCACCCUCACCCACCUGGCGCUCGGGACAAACGAUGAGGCAACGCACUCCCUUAUGCACACGCUCGCCACCAAACUGGAUCUUCUUCCUCAUCUGACCUCGCUCGCUCUGCCCUGGUUCAAGAUCGACACCGAGAAGGCGUGUGCCGCGACAGAACACCUCAUUGAUGCUCGCGCCACCGCUGACGGGAAGCUGAGAAAAAUUGUAGUCAACCCCGAGGAUGGAUGCAAGGAUUACUUCGUCCGUUUGCGACGAACCGAUGUGGCGAUACACGGUUACGAUAGGAGUAAUACGCGCCGCGCGUACAUCGACGAGGAGGCACGUUCAGAGGAGGAGAGAUGGAUCAUGGACCCCGUUUUAUCUAUCGGGUAAGAGGAAUAGAAUAGUAGGCGCACGCUUAUACCCUGGUGCAGGCCUUCGGGUUCGUGAAGACACAUAUUAUGAGCAGUACUGACAGUAUAUGGUUGUUGCCUUACCUUCGCUUGCACUCAAGUCUAUCCAAUGGAAAG
Schizophyllum commune H4-8 is the source of this 1917-nucleotide messenger RNA. RefSeq lists its product as uncharacterized. Lineage: Eukaryota; Fungi; Basidiomycota; Agaricomycetes; Agaricales; Schizophyllaceae. The transcript is spliced from 2 exons. Bases 89 to 1780 code for a protein of 563 amino acids. The record is from RefSeq and is a predicted model, not a curated record.